Molecule: messenger RNA, 2033 nt
Organism: Colletotrichum scovillei
Lineage: Eukaryota; Fungi; Ascomycota; Sordariomycetes; Glomerellales; Glomerellaceae
Product: NUDIX domain-containing protein
Exons: 4
Coding region: 645-2033 (462 amino acids)
Biological process (GO): coenzyme A catabolic process
Molecular function (GO): acetyl-CoA hydrolase activity; coenzyme A diphosphatase activity
Source: RefSeq, a predicted model, not a curated record
CUAGGCACUUGCUGUUGACUCAUUCCGUACUUCCAUACUGCCCCGGCUACUUGGCUCUUCGGGAUAUCUUAACUAACCCCACCCCCGCAAUUCGGCUCGGCGCUUUUUCCAACAACUUUCCCCAAGACACACGCUCGCACAAGGUGACUGACUGUUCUGGGCCCUCGGUUUCCUCCUCCUUUUCUCCAACUCCAACCACAAUACAUACUCCAUACACACUCUGAAAGACCUUACCUUAGGUUGCCUUGGAUAAGCACACAGCAACUCCGUCAUUCACCCUCCUCCAACCACGUCUCACGUCCGUGACCUUCUAGGCAAGAACACGCGCAGCCGCCCCCCUCCUCUUCCUCCACCACCCUUGACUCUCCCCGCGCACGACCGCUGAACGCUUGAACGCCGCAUUCUUCCUGGACCUCGCUUCCUCGUGUCGGCCAUCCUUCGUCCGGACCUCUAACCGGAGCUCCCGUUCACACUCAAUCACACGCCCACGCUUACCUACUCCUCAUAACAACCCCCUUCCAUCCUCAUCUCAUUCGAUCCAUAGGUGCGCAGAUAGAGUUGCAAACCUGCACCUCUUCCUCCCCCUCAUCCUCCUCUCCUCUUCUUCCCUCCCCCACCCCCCAUCGGAUAGAUAAGACCGAGAAAUGAGCCAAGCGGCCGCGACGGACCCCUCGCCGGCCCCAACCUCCCCUCCGUCCCUCUCCGAAGACGCUGCAGCAACCACGGGAACCAACACCAGUAAUACUGCGUCUUCCACUACGACUACGACUACAACGACCACCAGCAGCACCGCGACGGCGUCGCCAGCCCUGCAGCACCAGCAGCAGCUAGACGAGGCCACGCCACCGACGGAUCAGGAGGUCCACGAGAUCAAGACCUCGCUCGCCGCUGCCGCUGCCGCCAAGGAUCCGGCCGCCACCACUACUGCUGCUACUAACGAGACGAACGACAACAACGACACCGACGACAACGGUAACCCCAACCCAGAGGGUAUCCUCAUCCUCGACGAUCACGAAGAGGUUACGAGCUACUGGGAUGCUGGAGCCAUGGCUCCCCUCAACUCAGUAUCUGCGGCGGCCAUCGCCCGCCUGAGACGAUAUGUACCGCCCGCAUUCCCGCUCUGGGACAGACUCCCCGUAAGCCGCCGAGCGGCCGUUUUGAUUCUCCUCUACGCCGACCGCAGAGGCGACCUGCGCGUCGUCAUCACGAUGCGCGCGGCCAGCCUGCGCAGUUUCUCCGGGCACGCUGCCUUCCCGGGAGGCAAGGCGGAUACACUGCAAGAAACACCGUACGAAAUCGCAAGGAGAGAAGCGUGGGAGGAAAUCGGCCUGCCCAUGGACGACGCCCGCAUCCCGAAACCCUUCAAGAUCGAACCCCUCUGCUACCUCCCCUACAACCUCGCCCGCACGGAACUCGUCGUCCGCCCCUGCGUCGCCUUCCUCCAUGCCGACGAGGACCCGGACGAAGACGACCCGAGCCCCCUCGUCGAGGAGCGCAUGAUCCCGCGCCUGGACGCCAAAGAGGUCGCCGCCGUCUUCUCCGCGCCCUUUCAGAACUUUCUCCGGUCCAAGGACGCCGACCUCCCGUCCUCGUCAUCGAAAGUCCUCCCGCCGGGCCACUGGUACGACGGCAGCUGGAUCCAGUGGAAAGAACACCCCUGGCGCGUACACAACUUCUACGUCCCCGUCGACGACCAGCGCGUCACGACGCCGGGAAAUACUAUGGAGGUGGAUCACCCGCAGAGCAACCUCGCCGAGAAGUUGGAAGAGGAGAAGGAUAAAGAGGGUGGCGGGCGGUUCAAAGUGUGGGGCCUGACGGCGCAUAUGCUCGUCGACUGCGCGCGCAUCGCGUACGGGAAAAAUCCCGAGUUUGAGUGCAACGGGCACUUUGGCGACGAGGAGAUUAUUCUGCAGGCGGAGAGGGAGGGGAGCUUGGUGGAGAAGAAGAGGAAGAGGGAUGAGACGACGACGAAUUCGACGAGUACGACUGCGGAGGGAAGUUGUAGAGGGAGCACAUGGCAUGCGCAGGUAUGA